UGCUAUGGUGGACCACAGCCGAGAAUGGUUUAGCACAAUGAAGGUGCUCACCACAGCAUUGCUUCUGGUCACCCUGCAGUGUUCCCAUGCCCUGAGUCCCACCAACUGUGAUGCUUCCAAGCCUUUGGCCGAAAAAGUUCUAGACCUGAUCAAUAAAGGGAGAAGGAGUGGCUAUGCUUUCCAGCUGCUGCAGGUCUCUGACGCCCACUUGGACAGCGUGGGAGCGGCCACCGUCUACUACUUAACUUUAGAUGUGAUAGAAUCUGACUGUUGGGUCCUCUCCACAAAAGCCCAGGAUGACUGUCUUCCAGCUAGGUGGCCAUCAGAAAUAGUGAUUGGACAAUGUAAGGUAAUAGCCACAAGAUACUCAAAUGAGUCUCAAGAUCUUAGUGUGAACGACUAUAACUGCACCACAAGUUCCGUCUCUUCAGCACUUGGCAACACCAAAGACAGUCCUGUAUUCUUGGACUUCUUUGAGGAUUCCGAGCUCUACAGAGAACAGGCCCGUAAAGCCCUUGACAAGUACAAAGGGGAGAAUGGUGACUUUGCCUCUUUCAGAGUGGAACGGGCAGAACGGGUUAUAAGAGCGAGAGGAGGAGAAAGAACCAAUUACUAUGUGGACUUCUCAGUGAGGAACUGUUCCACACAGCAUUUCCCCAGACACCCUCCGGUCUUUGGAUUCUGCAGAGCAGCUUUGUCCUACAGCAUAGAAGCCACUGACUUGGAAACCCCAGAACACAUUGAUAUCAACUGUGAAGUCUUCAACAUUGAGGAUAAUAGAAACACGAGUGACAUGAAACCCCGUUGUGACAAACAUCCGUGUAAGCCCAGUGGAUCCAGGGGUCAUCAUCAUACCCCUGGUGAAUUUGGAUGCCCACCUCCACCGGAAGGAAAGGAUAGCUCAGACAGACCACCCCUUCAAGAAGGAGUCCUUCCAGAACUGCCCCCUGGCCAUGAACAUCGUCCACAUGGGCACCACCCUCAUGGACAGCAUCCUCACGGUCACCAUCCCCAUGGACACCGCCCCCAUGGUCACCAUCCCCAUGGACACCAGCCUCAUGGUGACCAUCCCCAUGGACCCGGUUUCCUUGACUUUGGACCUUGUGACCCACCUGCCAAUAGCAAAGAACCCAAAGGUGAGAAUCAUCGGGGCUAUGGUCCACCACAUGGACACUCGAGAAAAAGAGGUCCAGGUAAAGGACCCUUUCCUUUCCACAAACGGCAAAUUGGCUAUGUCUACCGACUCCCUCCACUGAAUAUAGAUGACGUUCUCAAUCUUCCUGAAGCCAACUUCCCCAGCUUCUUAUUGCCAAGUUGUAACAGACCCCCGCUAGAGAUUCAGCCCUUCCCUCAGACAGCCUCGGAAUCAUGUCCAGGGAAAUUUGAGAGUAAGUUUCCACAAGUUUCCAAGUUUUUUGGAUAUACACCUCCAAAAUAAAACCCGAUUCCUUGAUAGAGGGAAGAAGACAAU
Messenger RNA from Apodemus sylvaticus (European woodmouse), 1471 nucleotides. RefSeq names its product histidine rich glycoprotein (gene Hrg). The record is from RefSeq and is a predicted model, not a curated record. The coding region runs from base 5 to 1438 and encodes 477 amino acids. Lineage: Eukaryota; Metazoa; Chordata; Mammalia; Rodentia; Muridae. Gene Ontology annotation, molecular function: cysteine-type endopeptidase inhibitor activity; zinc ion binding; heparin binding. The transcript has 7 exons. Gene Ontology annotation, cellular component: blood microparticle; extracellular region; endolysosome. Gene Ontology annotation, biological process: negative regulation of endopeptidase activity; negative regulation of fibrinolysis; regulation of platelet activation.